Apodemus sylvaticus (European woodmouse) is the source of this 693-nucleotide messenger RNA. RefSeq names its product zinc finger protein 120-like. The record is from RefSeq and is a predicted model, not a curated record. Lineage: Eukaryota; Metazoa; Chordata; Mammalia; Rodentia; Muridae. The annotation marks the transcript as partial. Gene Ontology annotation, biological process: negative regulation of transcription by RNA polymerase II. Gene Ontology annotation, molecular function: DNA-binding transcription repressor activity, RNA polymerase II-specific. The transcript has 4 exons.
AUGGAGAUAUGUAUACAAGGAGAGGAAGUACCCAAGCUGUUACAAGAGGAUGAAGUGACUUUUGAUGAUGUGCAUGUGAAAUUCACUGAGGAAGAGUGGAAUUUGCUGGAUCCUUCCCAGAAGAGUCUCUACAAAAAUGUGAUGUUGGAAACCUACCUGAACCUCAAAGCUAUUGGCUAUAAUUGCGAAGAGCAUCAUCUUGAAGAACAUUUUCAAAAUAAUAGAAGUCAUGAAAGAUCAAGUCAUCUCCAAUGUCAUAAAACAACACAUACUGGAGAGAAACCUCAUGAAUGUAAUCAAUGUGGUAAAGCCUUUGCACAGCACAGUCAUCUCCAAUCUCAUAAAAGAACACAUACUGGAGAGAAACCUUAUGAAUGUAAUCAAUGUGGUAAAGCCUUUGCACAGCACAGUACUCUCCAAAGACAUAAAAGAACACAUACUGGAGAGAAACCUUAUGAAUGUAAUCAAUGUGGUAAAGCCUUUGCCUAUCACAAUGAUCUCCAAUAUCAUAAAAGAACACAUACUGGAGAGAAACCAUAUGAAUGUAAUCAAUGUGGUAAAGCCUUUGCAAGACCCAGUAAUCUCCAAACACAUAAAAGAACACAUACAGGAGAGAAACCUUAUGAAUGUAAUCAAUGUGGUAAAGCCUUUACAAGACAUAGUUAUCUCCAGUAUCAUAAAAGAACACACACC